Aphis gossypii (cotton aphid) is the source of this 2336-nucleotide messenger RNA. RefSeq lists its product as uncharacterized. The transcript is spliced from 4 exons. The record is from RefSeq and is a predicted model, not a curated record. Lineage: Eukaryota; Metazoa; Arthropoda; Insecta; Hemiptera; Aphididae. The coding region runs from base 430 to 1347 and encodes 305 amino acids.
UCAGUUGUUUUACUUUCACUGCAAGGUUUAUCGAUUUAUAUAAACCCUUAGCCUUGGUUUCACCGGAAGGCGGAGGCGGCCACACAACGACCAUUAUCUGUUGCACCGGAACGUGUUAUAAAAACUAAUCAACUGAGUGAGAUUCAUCGCGUUUAAUUUGAAUUUAUUAGACGCCUUUUGAACAGUUUCCUGUAUCCCAUCAAGAUCCAUUCUGUCACAGCAUCACGAUUAACAAACCACAGACGAAAGACCGACUUUCACGAAUUUCUAGCUGGUAUAAAAAUAUCAAUUUAUAUCAUUUAUCAUAUCACAUUGGAAGAUAUUCAAAAAUCUCAUCUGAAUAUUUUAUAAAAUCCAUUUCUAAGAAAUAAAAAAGAAUAAAUCAAAGUGAACAUUUAGCUACAACGUUGAAGUCACACAUUUUCCAAUAUGUCUCAUACUGAAAAUUCUAACAGUCAACUCAUGGUAAAAAACAAUGUUGAAUCAAAUCCAUCUAAACCAAUUCAAUCUACACAAGUUACAACUGCUCCUGAUAAUACAGCCGAUACUACUGAUUCAACUCGUUCGUGUACACAAAUCAACAAUACUACAUCUACCGCAUCACAUUUCCAACCUUAUUCAGUAACAGCCGUAGAAAUUUUCAACCCUGGUGCUAAAAAUAUAAUGGUACCUAUUAUUCCACCUGAGUUUAGUGAUGGAAACAUUGCAGAAAUAUUGAAUGACCUCCACGAAAUUGCAGAUCUACCUGUUUCAUCACAUUCCUCUAAUGAAUUAAGUCCUAAUCCAGGAAACUCAGUAAAUGGAACCAAUUCAUCAGUAAAUGAACCUAAAUCACUUAAAGUUACUAUUCGUACAAGAAAUAAUCCUGAUCAUCACGUGGUUCUCUCAGAUCCUAAUAUUAUCCAAAUGCAUAAGAGUUUACAAAGAUAUAUUUUGAAAAUACAAUCAAGAGAGCAAGUUAUAGGCAAUUCGGGUUUGGCUAAACGAAUUGAUGAGUACAUGUAUGUCUUAAGAAACACUAUAUUGUUGACAGAUAUCAGUUCUGAGAGUAUUUCAAAACUCAUACUUGAAUCAAUUCCCACGUCGCUCUGUGUUGAUCAUACUUUUAAUCCUCUACUUGAUUAUACAUUUGACCCAGUACCAGUAGAAAUAAUUCAACGCAUACAAAACGGUCAUGCCAUUAAAGAAUUGACAUACUGUGUAGUAUGUUUGGAAGACAACAAAGCUGGUAUUUUAUUAGAACCAUGUAAACAUUACAAUAUGUGUUCAAAUUGCUUUCAAAGGCUGGCAACAUGGAAAUGUCCAAUAUGUAGAACUCCUAUAGCAAAUAUCAAAGUUUAUAUCUAAAUAUGAGACAUAAAUAUAUUAUAAACUACGGACUAUUGGUAACUUAAAAUAAUACUUGACAACACAAGGUUUUCUCCUAAUAUUUACUUUUGAAAUAAUUUAUGAAUGAAUAAUACAUUAAAAAUAUAUUUUUUUUCCAAUACAAUACGGACCACCAAUAGUCUUUUAAGUGUGAACCAGACGUUAAGAGGUCUUGGUAACACUACGUGCCAAAAAUUUGUCUUUUUUUUAAAGCGUUCCAUGUGAACAAUAUUAUAAAAAAAAUGUGUUUAAAUAUGUUAACCUAUUACCUAUAAUAUUAUUUAGUAUAUUAUAAUAAAAAUCUUCGCGUGCCCACAAAAUAUUUUUGCGUGCCAUGGGUUUGCCAUCCCUGAUAUAGAUUUUAAAUAUUCAGUUUUCAGAAAAAUAUAAAUAAUUGUUUUUUUGACAAAUUUAGCUAAUUGUUUUUCAAUUUAACUUAUAAUUUUUACAAGUUUAAAUAAUUAGUCAAUUUUCUAGACUUAAUUUAUAAUAUAAAAAUAAGUUAUUUGCCAAUAAUGUUUACCUUAAGUACUAAAGAGAAAAUUACUCUGCUAGUAUUAUUCUCUACAACUUAUUGUUUUUAAUUUUUUAAUAAUAUAUAAUGUGUUUUAAAAUUGAUGUUUGUAUUGUAUGUUACAGUCAAAAUGUAAUGCUCUCAUUACUAUAGGUGUUUUUUUUCUCCUAGACGUUAUGUAGGUUAUUAAUAAUAACCACAAUAAUAACUUAUUAUUAUGAUUAUUAUUAUUUUAGAUAUUCUUACCUACUUUAAAUGUAUGACUAAUUAUAACAUUUUUUUAAUUUGCCAACGUUCAAGUUCUUUUAUAAUUAUUAUAAGCCGAACUUAUGGAAAAUCUUGUAUUAAAUUUCCAAUUCUUGGCUACUGAUACGAAUUUUUUUAUACACUUUAAGUACAAAAUAAUUUGUAAAUAUUCAUGAUUUUUACAACCUUUGUCAAUAUUUGAACUUCA